AUGGCGGAGGCAGCGACCGACACGGUGAUCAGCAUCGGCGCGCUCAGCCCGGAAGCGCUCGCGGCGCACGAUUCGCGUGUCGGCUCUGUCACCGUGGGCGAGGCGUUCGAGCGCGGUGUGCCGCUGUCCAUGCUGCAAGGCUCGAUCCCGCAGGAGCUCAUCGAGCGCGGCCGCGCACUCGGGCUGGAGCCUCCCCCGCGCGAGGGCGACCACGGAAGGGCAGCCACCUCAGCCGCCGCCGCGCCGGGUGGCCCGGGCUGCAGCAUCCGGCCCGCCGCCAUCUCGGACGCCGCCACCAUCAGCGCGAUGUGCGUGCGUGUCGCUUCCGCCCAGAUUGACACCUCCGGCUUCACUCCGGUGGGGCGCUCCACGCUCUUUGAGGACAUCCUUGGCGAAGCGGCCAUCCUAGGCGAGCUGCAGGGCGGGGCGGUUGAGGCGUUCGUGUGCGUGAUGGACGGCGCGAUUGUCGGCUUCGCGGCGCGAAAGAGGCCGCUUGGCGCCGAGGCUGGCGCCCCACUGAGCCACGUGCGCCACAUGUAUGUCGAACGUUCCGGGGCCGGCAUUGGCAAACGCCUGUGGGGAGAGCUCCACUUCCGCUUCGAGGAGGAGAGCGUCAGGCGUGUGACGGCCAACAGCAGCGCCAACGCGGUGCCGUUCUACGAGCGGCUCGGGUUCCGCAAAGAGGGCGGCGAGUCGGAAGCCGGCGGGCUGCUUUCCCAGCUGAUGGUGUACACGAUGGAUGCGGACGGUGAGUGA
This is a messenger RNA of Emiliania huxleyi CCMP1516, 756 nucleotides long. RefSeq lists its product as hypothetical. Gene Ontology annotation, molecular function: acyltransferase activity, transferring groups other than amino-acyl groups. The transcript has a single exon. Bases 1 to 756 code for a protein of 251 amino acids. NCBI's taxonomy places the organism in Eukaryota, Haptophyta, Isochrysidales, Noelaerhabdaceae. The record is from RefSeq and is a predicted model, not a curated record.